ACAACAUUCUCAACUCCUCCCUUUUCUCUUUUCUCAUAUCUGAUCUCUAUAGAAACUAAGAAAUAUAAUUAGAAUGCAGAAACAACUUUGUCACACAAUCUUUAUCUUCACUAAUAUCCUUCUUUCCACACUCACCGUUGGUUUGACGGUAGAUUAUGCAGAAAUGAAAAACCAAACUCAGUUCACUCCAAAGGCCUUUGUAAUUCGCUAUUGGAAUAGAGUGAUCAAAAACAACUUGCCAAAGCCAUCCUUCGUCCUCUCGAAGGUGUCACCCCUUAGUGCCGCCGACGCAUCUUGUUUUGCAAAGCACGCGGGCACCAACACACUAUCCACAAAGUUGUCGGAAUUCUGCUCUGCCGCACACCUCCUCUGCUUCCCGGAUAUAAAUCCACAAAGUUACCGUAAAGGAGUUGUUUUAGACAAGACGCUUAGCUUCACAAGUUACGGUGUUACUAACCCUUUCGAAGAUUAUGUCAAGAAAGGUAUGUUAUUUAUCUCCUACACUAAAUCUUCUUCUACUAACUCAAUUACUAGUUUGGUAAAAAAAUUGGUUCAGUCGGGUAAGUUUUUCCGCGAAAGGAUGUUGAAGCAAGGGAUGGUUAUGCACAUGCCAGAUAUAAGGGACAAAUUACCAGAAAGAUCAUUUUUGCCUCGCUCCAUUUUGACCAAAUUGCCCUUUGCAUCUUCCAAGUUAGACGAUAUGAAGCAAGUUUUCAAGGUGUCUAAGAAUUCUUCUAUGGAAAAGAUGAUAGUGAACUCAUUGAGAGAAUGUGAGAGGGUGCCGAGUAAGGGUGAGGUUAAGCGUUGUGUGGGUUCACUUGAGGAUAUGAUUGACUUUGCAACUUCUAUUUUAGGCCGCAAUGUGACGGUUCAAUCCACUCAGAAUGUAAAUGGGUCGAAUAAGAAUGUUAUGUUAAGUCAAGUUAGAGGAAUAAACCAUGGGAAAGUUAUAGAGUCUGUAUCUUGUCACCAGACCAUGUUUCCUUACUUAUUAUACUAUUGUCACUCAGUUCCUAAGGUUCGAGUUUAUGAAGCGGAUCUUUUAGACCCUCAGUCUAAGGUCAAGAUUAAUCGCGCUGUUGCAAUCUGCCACUUGGACACAACAUCUUGGAGCCCCACCCAUGGUGCAUUUGUGGCACUUGGAUCCGGUCCGGGUCGGAUCGAAGUGUGUCAUUGGAUCUUUGAGAAUGAUAUGAUCUGGACUGUCGCUGAUUGAGGAAGCACUCCAUCUUAAUAUAUAAGACAUCUUUCACAAAAGCACGAGCGAAUUAAGAAAAGUUAUUUUUGCAUUAAAUUUGUCAAUAACAAACUUCCUUUUCGAAAAUUACUCUUCAAUUAUUAAGAGAGAGAUAAAUAAUAAUCUCUUAAUUCUCUUCAUUUAAAAUGGUCUUAUAAAAUGGAACAACAAAAUUUUACAAAGAUGUCUUAUAUAUUGGGAGUGAGUAACUAUUUUUAGUUUAUUUUUUAAGAAAAAGUAAAUGAUCUGUCUUCUGAAAAAUUUGUAUUAUUUAAAAUAAAUGUUUGGUUAAAUGUGAGCAUAUCUUAUUAUAUAUGUAACUGUGUAUUGCAUGGCUUCCUAAUCAAUGUAGGAUUUGUGUCAAAAAAAUAAAUCAAUGGAAGCUUAAUAUUAGAGUAUUUUCAUGAACGCCUA
Molecule: messenger RNA, 1651 nt
Organism: Trifolium pratense (red clover)
Lineage: Eukaryota; Viridiplantae; Streptophyta; Magnoliopsida; Fabales; Fabaceae
Product: polygalacturonase-1 non-catalytic subunit beta-like
Exons: 2
Coding region: 74-1216 (380 amino acids)
Source: RefSeq, a predicted model, not a curated record